CCUCUAUAGUAUCUUGCUACAUAGUGGCUGGAUAUAAUAUAAAUAACAAUAUCAAUCCAACACUUACGGUACGAAAACGUCCGAUUUCCCAGCCCAGUAUCCCUGACAACUACUCGACACAAUGCGGCUGAUAGGAUUCCCCUUCCACCUUCUACCAUGGCUCAUUUUGCUGUCCGGUUGCACGGCGGAAGACGAACCUGUUCUGCCUGGUUUCAAGGACCCAGCCAAUGAUUACCGACCCAAGUUUCGAUACUGGCUGCCAGAUGCCAGUGUCCCGGCGGAAUCCGUAGUGCAUGAUGUUGAGGCUAUCAGCGCUGUAGGUGCUGGAGGCUUAGAGUUCCUUCCAUUUUAUGGGUACGGUACCAUCGCGCCGGAAUCCAUUCCCACCGACUGGCAUACCUAUGGCUUUGGCACAGACGCCUUCAAGAAGCUGUUCAUAUCGGCCUUGAGUGCUUCUAACGAAGCCAAACUCCGGUUUGACUUUGCUGUGGGGGCUAGUCAGGGACAAGGCGUUCCAGCGGAGCCAGGAUCGGACGGUCUGGCUGUGGAGUUGACAUAUGGAACAGUCUCCAUUAACGGGGGUGAUGUUUUUCGAGGUUCCUUGCCGGGACCCCAGCUUAACUAUAACUACUUGCCCGGUUUCAUGAAUCCACCUGGAAGCUGGGGAGCUAACGAGCUAAUUGCGGUUGUCGCUGCCGGUAUCAGGUUUGCUAACCACUUUCCAGGAAACACCCUCCAAGCCGUCAUUGAUGAGUCCACUCUUUCCGAUUUAACAGCUUCAGUCGUCAAUAAUUCAUUGGAAUGGACCGCUCCGAGCCAGUACUCGAGUUACACACUGUUUGCAUUCUACCAACGACACUCCAACCAGAGAUCUGUCACCACGAACCCCAACGCUGAGACCGUAAUUGCCAACGGUUCCUGGGUUGUCGACCACUUCAGUGCUAGUGGCGCUCAAAAGACAACCGACUUCUUGGAUCAACAUUUGUUGGAUGAUCCAUCUACCAAGGACCUGUUGAGGGCCACUGGAGAAUACUCCUGGGAAGACAGUAACGAGUUUCAGUCCGCACUUUAUUGGACUAAAGAUUUCGUCAAGCGGUUCGAGGCCAAUCGAGGAUACAGCCCUAAUAAGUAUCUUCCAAUAUACUUCAACGUCGCCAACCAGUGGAACGCAUUGUGGCAACCCUACAACACUACCUACGUUCUAGAUUCGGGAGCGGCCGGCGGUGAGAAGUACCUGCAGGACUAUCGAUUAACCCUUGAUGAAGGUUACACGGAGUAUUUGACUCAUUUUCAGAAAUGGGCAACUUCGCUUGGCUUGAGUCAUUCAGCUCAGCCGGCCUACAACCUUCCUCUGGACGUGCCGAGACAUGUUCCUGAGGUCGCUGUGCCAGAGCUUGAGUCUCUCGGUUUCCCAACAAUCGACAGUGCGCUUCAUUUCGUAGGAGCCGCUCAUCUGAGCGGGCGCAACGUGAUCUCUACAGAAGUCGGGGCUGUGGCGUCGGGAUCAUACACACAAACCAUCCCUUCACUCGUUGCCCUUUUCAAGGAUUCUUUUGCAGCAGGCGUCAACAUGAUGGUCAUUCACGGUUACCCUUACAGCGGAGAAUACAUCAACACAACAUGGCCGGGCUAUGACCCAUUCGUCUACGCAUACACUGAAUGCUGGAACGAACGGCAGCCGGCAUGGCGGCACAUGAACGACAGUCUUGCUUAUGCUGCAAGAAACUCCCUCGUAUUGCAGACUGGAGUUCCGCGAGUCGACUUGGCAUUCUACACUUUUGCACAGCAUGAGCUUGAUGCAGUGGAAACAUCGCGUGGGGAUGAUCAGCGGGCAGCUGGCUAUUCAUACGAGUAUUUGGGCCCUAUGAACCUGGUCUCAGAGGACGCAGUAGUAAGGGACAAAACAUUGGCGCCGGACGGUCCCGCAUAUCGCGCACUCGUUAUUAACAACGAGACCUACAUCACUGCGGCCCUGUCAGCCAAGCUCCUCGACUUUGCAGCCGGUGGUCUUCCAAUCUUCAUCAUCGGAAAUGUCCCCAACAUCACCAUUGGCACCAAGGACCAGGCAAAUGUGUCUUCCAACAUGCAGACUCUUCUCUCGGACUACCCAAGUGUGCAGCGCCUGAAUAACAUCAGCGCUCUGACACAGGCUCUGCAAACCAACCAAGUCAAACCUCGGGCUUCAAUCUUGAACGACAGUGCUUCCGGUAAAUUUUACACCUUCUGGAGAAGCGAUACCGAGCGAGAUGUCGAACUUGUGUACCUCUACAACAGGGGCGCGGACGCCUCCGUCGAUUUCGCGUUUCAAGCAGCUAGCGAUAGCGUUCCUUACGUUCUUGACGCAUGGACUGGCGAGCAGAAUCCCCUACUUGUAUACGAGAAUCUUGAAGGCACUUUGGCUACGACGGUCUCUCUCAAAAGCAACCAAACAGCGAUCCUCGCUUUCUCGAAGAGCCAAACGCAGAACUUACAUGUUGUCUCGCACUCGGAAAACGUUGAGGAGUUUCAGCUCAAAGACAACGGCCAGAUUGAAGCUCUUGUCGAUAGUGGCACCGCAGAUGUCCUCCUAUCGAAUGGCGAUCGAAAGAUAAUUCCCGAGUCCGCAGCAGCCUCAUCAAAUCUAACACUUGAUAAAUGGAACCUCACGGUUGAAUCGUAUGGCCCAGCUUCCAACGAAUCAAGUUCUCGAACAAGCAUCACCACCAUUGACGCCGGCGAAUUGUCUUCGCUGCGCCCGUGGACGAACAUUCCUGGUCUGCAGAACGUAAGCGGCGUGGGUAUCUACACUUCCACUUUUGACCUGGACGAUGUCUCGGUCGGAAAUGAAACGGCCACGAAAAUCAGAUUUGGACCAGUGUUGAAUUCUCUGCGAGCCUGGGUCAACGGUGAGCUGCUCCCUCCUGUGGAUGUUAUCGACCCAGAACUUGAAAUUUCCCGCUGGGUAGUGUCGGGAAAGAACCAAAUCAAGAUUGAGACAUCUAGUACCUUGGUCAACGCCGUCAAGGCAAACAUCGGCACUGUGAGGAGUAUCGGCGUCCCACCAUCAAACACUCAGCCGUACGCCAAUUAUGUGGACUAUGGGUUGGUGGGUCCGGUAACGAUUAGAACGUUGAGGAAGGUCGUUGUUUCUUAGUGUGAGG
Molecule: messenger RNA, 3140 nt
Organism: Colletotrichum navitas
Lineage: Eukaryota; Fungi; Ascomycota; Sordariomycetes; Glomerellales; Glomerellaceae
Exons: 6
Coding region: 122-3133 (1003 amino acids)
Source: RefSeq, a predicted model, not a curated record